AUGCAACGACUAAGGAAUAUUGUGGCCUUAGCGUGCCUCGGCAACUAUGCCUGGAGUAUUCCGAUGCAACUGAAUCUAAAACAACGAGCCAAUGAGUGCUUUUACGAGACCUUGGAGGAAGGGGAAGCUGUGACUAUGAGUGUCUUUAUUCUUUCAGGAUCAGAAUUGAAAGCAACAGCAAGAUUGGAAGGGCCAAUUGCUCCAGCAAGUGUUGAAGAUCCAGGAGAAUUGUAUCGCUUGGAGCAAAAAUUCACAGCCCACAAUGCUCUAAUGAGUGUGAAUGAAAUGGUGGACUUUGAGCACAUGAACGAGUCUGAAGACGAAGAAGAAAUGUCAUCAGAUGACGAAGAACCAAUUGACCCCGAUGAUCCCGAUGCAGUUGAGAGGAAGCGAUUGAAGAGACAAAAACAACGAGAAAAAUUCCUUGAGGUGAAACGACAAAAGGAGAGAAGGAGAAUUGCUCAACACAAACGGAUUCUCAAAGAAGGAGAACCCGUCGUCUACACAGCACGUGCUCCAGAAGCGGGAUGGUAUCGUGCUUGUGUGGAGGCAACUUGGAACCAGGUCAUUGCAGAGUUUGAAAUGCGGAAACAAAGUAGAUUGGGAGCUGUUGACCAAGACGGUCAUGUGAUAACAUGGGAAUUGAAGGAGAUGCUUGAAGAAGAUGGAGAGUUGGAGAAAGACACCGCCGCACAAGAAGGGAUCAAGGAAGAGGAUUUCCAAUCAACCCGAGAAAAAGUAAAGGAACUCCGUCGCCUUUUGAACGAAAUUCAAGGAAUGCAGCAAAAGGAACGCCGCCGACUAGCUAUGCAUGCAGAGACAAACGAGCACUCUCAUUCCCGCAUGGUGCUCAGUUCGCUCCUGGAAACCCUCUUGUUUAUGGGUGUUACAGGAUACCAAGUGUACACGAUCCGUACCUGGUUCAGUGGUGCCCCGGCACUUGGAAGAUAA
This is a messenger RNA of Cylindrotheca closterium, 951 nucleotides long. The record is from the annotation of a GenBank genome assembly. NCBI's taxonomy places the organism in Eukaryota, Bacillariophyta, Bacillariophyceae, Bacillariales, Bacillariaceae.